Cyprinodon tularosa is the source of this 2288-nucleotide messenger RNA. RefSeq names its product kelch-like protein 40a. Lineage: Eukaryota; Metazoa; Chordata; Actinopteri; Cyprinodontiformes; Cyprinodontidae. The record is from RefSeq and is a predicted model, not a curated record. Gene Ontology annotation, molecular function: protein binding. The coding region runs from base 128 to 1954 and encodes 608 amino acids. The transcript has 6 exons.
UGACAGUCAUAGACAGCUGCAACCAUCGGCUCACCAAUCCUUUGAGGCUAUUCGUGGCAAUCUGAGCAGGCCAGUGAGCACCGACAGUGUCGCUCUGUCGUGGCAGAGAGGGGAGCCCACCAUCAAAAUGGCUGCUUUGACGAUAGACCCGGUGCAACAGCCUCGGAUGUACCAACAGUCCCUGCUGCAGGAUGGACUAUGUGACCUUCUAGAGAAUGACAAGUUUGUGGACUGUGUCCUGAAAAUCCAGGACAAGGAGUUUCCCUGUCACCGCUUGGUUUUGGCUGCCAGCAGUCCCUUCUUCAAGGCCAUGUUCCUGUCUGAACUAGAGGAGAGUAAGAAGCGGGAGAUAGUCCUUAAAGAUGUGGACCCAAGUGUUAUGGGGAUGAUCCUGCGCUACUUAUACACAUCUGACAUUAAUCUCACAGAGCAGAAUGUUCAGGAUAUCUUCAUGAUUGCUAACAUGUACCAGAUCCCUUCCAUCUUCUCUGUAUGUCUAUCAUACCUUCAAGAGAAGAUGGUGCUGGGAAACUGCCUUGCCAUCUUUAAAUUGGGUCUUCUUCUGGAUUGUCCGAGGCUCGCUCUCGGAGCUAGAGAAUUCAUCUGUGAACGCUACCAAGUUGUUGUCAGGGACCAGGACUUUUUCCAGCUCAGCCCAAGUGAAUUAGCCAUCAUCAUCUCUUCAGACGCCCUAAAUGUUGACAGGGAAGAGCAGGUUUUUGAAUCCCUGAUGGGCUGGAUCAAACAUGAUGAGCCAACACGGUUAAAGGAACUCCCUGAGUUGUUACACUGUGUCCGAUUCAGGCUCAUUCCAAUUGACUACUUCAAAGAAAAGGUUCAGCGUCAUCAGUACAUACGAUUUAACCAAGACAUCAAGAAGGAGCUGGAUCUCAUCGCAGAUGCUUACCAAGGCCGUCUCCCCAAGCCGAAGAAGAUUGAAGGAGCAAAGGGAGGGGAGGAGACGGACGAGGAGGAUGAGGAGGGAUACCUGCCUGGAAUCCUGAACAACAACCCUCGCUUUGGGAUGUUUGAGAUGGACCUUAUACUCUUGAUCAACAACACAGGGACUGUGGCCUAUGACCCGGCAGGAAAUGAGUGCUUUGUGGUUUCAGAAUCUACAGAGAUUCCCAAGAACCACUCAAGCCUGGUGACAAAGCAGAACCAGAUAUUUGUGGUUGGAGGACUUCUCUAUAAUGAGGAGGACAAAGACGAACCGUUCCUGUCUUACUUCCUACAGUUUGAUCCAGUAAGUUCGGAAUGGUUGGGAAUGCCUUCACAGCCCAAUCCUCGGUGUCUGUUCGGCUUGGCUGAAGUUGAAAACUCUAUCUUUGUUGUUGGUGGGAAACAGCUGAAGGAGGGAGAACAUGCCCUGAGUUCAGUCAUGAUCUAUGACAGACAGUCAUUCAAAUGGGGAGAGUCAGACCCUCUGCCUUAUGAGGUGUAUGGCCAUGGGACUGUUGCACACAAGGGUCUUGUCUAUGUUAUUGGAGGAAAGUCUGAGAGCAAGAAAUGCAUGAGAAGAGUCUGCGUCUACAACCCCACUAAGUUUGAGUGGAAGGACUUGGCUCCUCUGACAACUGCCAGGUCUCUCUUCGGCAUCACCAUCCAUAAUGACCAGAUCUAUGUGGCCACAGGGGUGACUGACUCAGGCCUUACCAGCUCUGUUGAAGUCUAUGACAUUACCACCAACAAGUGGUCUGAGUUUACAGAGUUCCCUCAGGAGCGCAGCUCUCUUAGUCUCAUCUCAACAGGGGGUUAUCUGUAUGCUAUUGGAGGUUACGCCAUGAUGCCCAGUGAAACUAGUGAAGAAACAGCACCAACUGAGAUGACUGAUAUCUGGAGAUAUGAUGAAUCAGAGAAAUGCUGGACUGGGAUUUUGCGAGAGAUCUGCUAUGCAGAGGGAUCCACCAUUCUCCCAGUGCGUCUCAACACUCUUCGCCUCACCAAGUUAUAAUCAAACUGAACUGCUUCAUGUUGCAUCCUGAAGUCAAUGUCAUUUCUCCAUGUGGACAAUGGACAACAGUUUGGAGUAGAGAAUUAUACAGGGGAACCUUGAAAAAGUAAAAAAUGAGCUAUGAGAUCAGUGUAAAGUUUUAUCACAUCUUUUACUGCAGGGGGAGACAGACGCAUGCCUACUGAUUAAAGCUAAAGGAGAAGGACAAAUAAAUUGCACCAAAAAUGACAAAAAUGCUAGACCUUAAUCUCAUCUUUCCUUUUGGUGGAUAUUCCAAUAAAUGUGUUUACUACAUUCAAUGUUGCAUUUAAAUAAAAGUAAGAUGGCUGAAUAA